AUGGUUCACAAGCCUUUUUUUUUCCGUAAAGUAUUAGGUGCAUGUAAUAUGGCAGCAGCUUUGUAUUUUGUUGUAUUUGAUGAAAAUACAGAAAUAAUCUCUCAAAAAGUUAGGAGGGGCUUUUGCCAUUACCAUUGCAUCUGGAUAUCACGUUCAUUGCUUAUUCUUACAAUCACCUGGAUAUUUGAUCCAAGUUUUGACGAUUCACUUCGAGCACACAUAAUCUGCGUUGUUUUUGGAGAAGCUGGGGGUGAUGAAAACAUCUUAGUUGAAACCAUGCAGGCAUGGUUUUUCACAGGGACUGCACCAAUCAAUGGCUUUACUACUACUCCACAUGCCUCCUUAUGUAGGGGGAGAACAAUCUCCCCUAAGAGUAAUGGUGUUAUCAAGUUAUUAGCAGGUUUGGCUUUGAUGUUGCUACAAUUGAAAAAAUAUUGUUUGUGCUUUAUGUGCCAUUAUGUUAAGGGAAUAUGUUUGGACAGUUUGGUGAAUUCUCAAACUGCAUUUUACCCCUUAAGCUAUUGGUACUAUCAAGUUAUUAGGAUGUUUGUUAGAAGUUAAAUUAAGGAUAUGGAUAUGUUUGGUGGGCAGAAUAAGAGUGAGAUAAAAUAAAGUAAUCAUAUUCUAUCUUCAACACCGUUUGUGUGCACACAAGAUAUGCUAUUGUACUCUAGGAGACAUAUUUAAUUGAAGAAGAGUUUGUCACAUCAA
This is a messenger RNA of Lotus japonicus, 711 nucleotides long. RefSeq lists its product as uncharacterized. The record is from RefSeq and is a predicted model, not a curated record. The transcript has 2 exons. Lineage: Eukaryota; Viridiplantae; Streptophyta; Magnoliopsida; Fabales; Fabaceae. Bases 1 to 561 code for a protein of 186 amino acids.